Diorhabda carinulata is the source of this 4634-nucleotide messenger RNA. Its product is annotated as WD repeat-containing protein 43. Gene Ontology annotation, biological process: maturation of SSU-rRNA from tricistronic rRNA transcript (SSU-rRNA, 5.8S rRNA, LSU-rRNA). The coding region runs from base 59 to 1873 and encodes 604 amino acids. Gene Ontology annotation, molecular function: protein binding. NCBI's taxonomy places the organism in Eukaryota, Metazoa, Arthropoda, Insecta, Coleoptera, Chrysomelidae. The record is from RefSeq and is a predicted model, not a curated record. The transcript has 8 exons. Gene Ontology annotation, cellular component: nucleolus.
GUUAGAAUCAACGACAUAACAAUCUUUGGUUAGAACAUGCGUUAAUGGCGGCAGUACAAUGGAUUCUCGAUUCAGUGAAGAUGGCAAAUAUUUUGCUCGUUUAUCUGUUGAUGGAAAAUUAAAAAUAUGGAAUGCGUGUUCUAAUACGUUCGAACAAGAGUUUACACCUGAUUUCCACUUAAAUUCACCGUGUACUUGUUUACAUUUCAUUCAAAAUCUUUCAGUUAAGUAUAAGGCUGGUUCACCUAAGAAGAAAAAAAGAAGGGAUUCUGAAUCUAAUGUUAAUCCAAAAGUAUUACUAGGAACUACUUCGGGUGUUUUAUUAUUAUAUUCUAUAACAAAUGCAGGAUUGGAAUGUACACUUAAUAGUGAAACCAAUCAGUCAAUUAAUUGUUUAUCUACAGUUGAUUCUAAUGUUGUAUAUUCAGGUUCAGAUCAGGAUGUUUUGGUUUGGAACCUCGACAAGAAGAAAAUUAUCAAUAAGUGGAAAGUAGGAAAUGAGAGAGUAACAGCCGUAUUAGCAAUUCCCGAUAGUAACCAAUUACUUACUGCAGUAAAAAAUAUAAAACUAUGGGAUACUGAUGCAAAAGAAAUACUUAGAACUUUUACAGGGCACAAAUCAGAAAUUAUGUUUUUACAUUACUUGAUUCCACAAACUAAAGGAGAUUCCUACUUCAUAUCUGGUUCAAAGGGUGAUAGGACCUUGAAUUGUUGGAGUUUAAAUAGCAGUUCGUCUAAUAAAAAUGCCACAACUACUUUUCUAAUGGAAGAUAUUGUUCAAAAUAUUUCAUUAAAUUUUGAUAAUAAUGGGGCUACUCAAAUAGCAGUUACUGUAAGAACAGGAGUUGUUCAUAUCUACAGACAUACUUUAAAUGGAAAAUCUGAUAAACCUUUGAAACCAAAAACAACAAUUCAAGUAGUCUCUGAUACUGGUCAAACGGCUGAAAUGGUAACACCUAUUAGAAUUGCAGGUGCAUUUUUCAUUGAUAACGAAACAAUAUGUAUAGGGCACGGUUCUGAGAUUUUGUUAACAUUUGAAAAUAUUUCUAUAAUAACUACAAAGAAACUUAAUUGUAUUGUACGACAAGAUCCCCAUAAAUUAAAAUCAUCUACACAAGAUCAUGUAACAAAAAUAAUAACUCCAGUUAUAAACGACAGUGUCCAUUAUUUAACACCGGAAAUGUCCUCUGUAUCCACUGCUAAAAGGAAAAGUGAUGGUACCUUGGAAGUACCUAUGGAAAAAAGGUUGGAGAAUCUUACCCUUGGUAAAGCAGAAGGAAAUAAAGUACCCAAAGCAGAUAACGUAGCUCAGUUAUUAAUACAAGGAUUACACAGUAAAGAUAAAAAUAUACUUAAAACUGUGUUAUAUCAAAAAGAUGAAGAAAUUAUUAGGAAUACAGUCAGGAGAUUACCAAUAACAACUUUUGUACCUUUUGUGCAGGAACUUACCAGCUAUAUACAGGGAAAAACUUUAUCGAGUCAGAUUGGAUCAGUUUGGUUGAAAUAUAUCUUGCAAAUCCAUGCUGGUAUUUUGAUGUCAAAUCCCGAAUUACCAGAAUUGUUAAGUUCUAUGUUAGGAAGCAUACAAAAUAGGUUAAGUUUAUGGAUUCCUUUAAACAGGUUGAAAGGACGGUUGGAUUUGUUACUACCGCAGGUGACUGGUUUACCGCAACAAGAUGCAUGUGAAAAUCAAAUACCUUUACUUGUAUACAACGAUAGAGAUACCAGUGACUCUGAAGAAGAAGAUAUUCAAAUGGAUGGUCAAUCAGAAAGUGAGAGUGAAUGGGAGGAAGAAAGUGACUUGGAACAAAUGGAAGAAAAUAAUAUAGAUGAAAAACUUUCAGAAUCUGAUGAUGAUGCAAUGUCUUUGUAAAAUGUUUUAUUUGUUCUAUCGAGUCCAAGUGAUUAUCGAGUUUUUAAAAUAUGACAUGCUAAAUAUUAACAGAUCCUUAUAUAUGAGGCGUAGAAUUCCAAAAUCAGCCAAGUCCAUUUUUAAAAAUUUUUCACAGCUGGCCGAUAAAGGUCACAUAUUUUUGUGUUAUCAGUGAACAGCUGAUGUUAUCUCUUCUUUUUUUUCUUUGCCACUUAGAUACCAGUCCUCUAACAGCAAUACAAAAUUUUCGAGAAAAAAAAAAUUAAUUUACCUAAGCCUGGCAGCCAAAUUCUUUUUGGAGUUAGCUGAUUUUGGAAACCCAUAAAAAUAUUAUUUAUGUAAUUAUGUAUUUUUUUUAACACAUAUAUUUAUUGCAAUUUAUAUUUUCACCAUAUUUCAUAGCUAUGGAAAAUUGGGUAUUGCAAACAUAAACAAAUAAUAAAAAAAAACAAAUUUUUAUUAAUUUAGUAUACAAAAUUAUUAAUUAUUACAUCAGAAAUUUUCUGUUCUUGUGAUUGAUUAUUGGUGAAUCGCAUUUUUAUAAUAAUCCAGCUCUGGCAAAGUUGCCCAGUCUGGUCCAUAAUGUUUUUUUAACAAAUUGUAAACAUCAAUUUUCUUCAAUUCUGAAACUAAUCUAUUUUUCGGAGGAAUACUCUCUAUUCUCUCACCGAGGUUUUGGAAACUUUGGUUUUUUUUUGUGAAACCUUUGAAAACACCAACAUCAUUUCUAUAAUAGGCUUCCACCUUUAUCAAAACAUUUGAAUGGGACUUGUUCCUCCUUAAAACAAAUCUUUUUGCUUUGGCAAAUGAAAAAUGCCACUGUCCAGGAGGCUUAAUGUUGUUGGAUAGAGCCUUCUUCCUAUCGUACACUUUUGGGCUGAGAAUAAUCGUGGUUCCUUGGUUUGAAAAAAUGUUGACGUACUCCUCAGGAUCUAUUAUUACACUUUUUUGUGUGAUUUCUUUUUCGAUCCUACCAAAUACACGGUCGGACGGUAAAAACGAAUGUCCUACUACAGGGAAUACGAUCUCUACCUCUUUUACAUUGUGAUUGGCUAUCAUCAGUAGCCAAAAAGAUAGCAUUCCGAUUAGAACAGAAUUUUUAUUUUGUCCCCCACAACCAUCACAAAAAAUUUUAACCUUACUCACAUGUGGAUCAUGAAUAUUUGAAAAAUUGACAAGGUAGUCAUAUACCGCGGAAGCAAUUUCAUUGGAGCUUUUCCGGUGUUCAACUUCAUCCCAAUGAUAUAUAAAAACAUUUUGUUUCGUUUGCUUGUCCCUUGAGCUUCCUUGAACUAUUGUAAAAUUGUAUUUAUAAAAUUGUCGGCUGUAGUAGGCACUUUGAUCAGAGACACGAGGCAAAGUUUGGUUCUUUUGGCAAUCAAAGCUGAACGUAAGUGUUGACCCUUUGUUUUUUUUUAAAGUUCGUAAAAUUGUUUAGAUUGUUUCUUAUGUAAUAUCAAGUCAGUUUCAAGUAUUUUUCUUUUUCUAUUAUUGGUUUCUCUUUUAAAUUUUUCCUUAAGAGAAAUGCAUGUACUACAUUCAUCUGACCUGGGACUCCCAAAACCUAAGUUGAAAUAAUUAUUAAAAAUGUUGCGGAAGUAUUUCGACUUCACUAAUGAUUCCAAUUUACCAUUUUCCUCACAUUCUCGACAGUACAUUCGCCACAUUUUGUUGAUAUUAAGGUCGGAAGGAAGAUAAAAUCGAUUAGAUUUUUCCCUAGAAUAAUGGUUUUCCAAGCAUUUAAAUUUUUUAAUAAAAUUCAUAACGCUUGUUCUUUUUACUUUCCAUUGCUCUGAGGUUCUGGAUCCCCCUCUGCCCUCCUUAGGCAUUAAUCCGCUUGCUUUAAAGCGUUUUAUAACGCCUUGGACACGGUUUUUGGAUAGUUUUAGAAUUUUUAAAAAAGCUUCCUUGCAAAUUCGCACCUUUUUAUCCCCACAGAUGGCGAAAUACCUGAUGAUAAGAUCUUUUGGGGCUCUUUCUUCGGUCUUCGCUAAUUUAUUUAGUAAUUGAUAAUCUAGUAGAAUGAUAAUUAAUUACCUUAGUAUUAUUACUAUAAAAUUGAUGAAAGAAUUUUGAUAUGUCUAUUGAAGAUAUCGAAUCACAUUUGUAAGUUUUUUUUUUGUGUGUACAUUAACAUUUCAAAAUUGGUACUCCAGGAGGCCUGUAUCUGAAAAGUCAUUGAAAUAAAAAAGAUAAAAAAGCAAGAAAACAAGAAAAAGAAAAACAAAAUUAGAGAAUAAUAAAUCUUACCUUCUGUUUUUCAAUUGUUUUUUUUUCCAUUUCGAUGGAUCUGAUUUUAUUUUCCUGGGUUUGUCGACCACUUCAGGAUAUAUUUCCAUCACGUUUGAAAAAUAUUUUUAAAAAAAUAACAAAGAAAGUGAGAAACUAAAAAUGUUAAUCUCAAAGAGUUCUUUAAAACACAAUGUAAAUAGAACAGUUGAUAACCUAACCUGUUGCUAUGGAUAAAGAUAUUGAAGAGAGCGCUCCCAGUGGCUAGGAGAGUAACUGAGGAUCUGGCUGGAUUUGGAACAGACCUUAUUUUUGUAGUGCAAUUUUCAAUAUGAUUUAACCGCUUUUGGAAGAAAUCCUUCCACUUAAUGAUAAUCUAAUAGAAAAACUAUUUAAAAAAAAAUCUUCGAAUUGGACUUGGCUGGUUUUGGAAUUCUACGCCUCAUAUAUAUUUUCAAUAUUGUCUCACUUUUUAUAUACAAUGUUUGAGUUGUUCAUGUAAAUAUUUGAUUAAUAAAGUUAGUUUUCAUAA